Sinocyclocheilus anshuiensis is the source of this 1738-nucleotide messenger RNA. RefSeq names its product centromere protein H-like. Gene Ontology annotation, biological process: mitotic spindle organization; kinetochore assembly; chromosome segregation. The transcript has 11 exons. Bases 537 to 1391 code for a protein of 284 amino acids. Lineage: Eukaryota; Metazoa; Chordata; Actinopteri; Cypriniformes; Cyprinidae. The record is from RefSeq and is a predicted model, not a curated record. Gene Ontology annotation, molecular function: kinetochore binding. Gene Ontology annotation, cellular component: kinetochore; nucleus.
CACACAGACAAAACCAUAAAGAGUACAUUAGCAACCUGAAGAGGGCGCGGUUGUAGUAUAACGUAAAGGACAAACGCGGCAAACAAACAGAAGCAAAUCGGAAACCGAUUUGUUUCCGCAAAUCGGUUGUUUUGAACAAUUCGUUUAAAAGAACUGGUUCAACAAUUAUCUCGAAUCCUUCAGACCGAUUCUACAAACCGACUCAACUGAUUCACUGAAAAGACUCGACCUAAAAAAAACGUUUUGAUCGCUUCUGCUUUUAGACUUGGCAACCAGGCGAGGCCAUGUAAGGACUAUCAUAAAGGACAAUGAAUGUGUUGAUGCAGGUGGGCGGGGUUUCGAGGCUCACUCUGGUCACAUGACUGUCAUGUGACGUCAAGACUUCCUGGCGGCAGUUUCAGACGGGGUUGAAGUCGCGCUGCUCGGAAUCGUGCAAUAAAAAAAGGGAAUAUUAGUAAACAAAAGCCGCAACAGAAAGAACAAGAAGCGACGGGCCCACCGGUACAACCUGCACAGGGGCCCCGCAAACCCCAGCUAUGGCCCUGCUGAAAAUAAUGCUCUAUGAACCAUUUAUGUUAAAUAUGGUCCGAAAAUCUACUGAGAGAUAUACAAUGAUGAGUCUCAGUCAUCAUGAUGAACCCUCUUCAGAUGUUGAUCCAGUUGAAAUGAACAACAGUCUGCAUGAUACAACAUCAGCUUCUGAUGGGGUGACACCCACACGUUUAUUAAAAAUGAAAGAAAUAAUGGAAAAUCAGUGCUUUGAAAUGAAUGUUAAAGUCAGCAUUGGAAAACAUAAAGAGUCAUGUGAAGCUGAUGCAGACCUGUCCAAGUAUGAAAGUGAAAUAGAGCAGGCAAGACUCUCAUAUUUCAACAAAACACUGGUAUUGAACAGAAUGCAGAUUUGGAAUGCCAUCAUUGAAAAGAUGAUUCAGAAUGAUGCAGAUGCUGAGGCAUUAAAAGAACUGACCAAUCAGAACACUGAGCUAUGUGAAAAGACCUUGAAAGUUUUAAAGGAAACACGAGAGCUUCAGGACCAGAUCACAGAUGUCCAAACGGAAAGACUUGACCUAAAAGGACAAAUUAAGAAGAAAAUGCAGGAGAUAAAUGAGUUGAAACAGGUGAAGGAAAACCAAGGAGAAGUUCAACAGAGAGCCAAGGAAAGAGCUGAAGCGGUCCUACAGAAAUACCAGAAGGUCACCACCAUUUUACAAAAUGUGCUGCGGGUAUGUAGCUUCUCAAUGCUUGCUUGUGUACUUAUCAUUCUAAUUCAAUCUAUCUUGCUGUUUAUUUUUUUUUGGAAACACUGCAUUUUGAACUGCUGUCAUAAAAAUCUUACUUUCAGGGAAUCAUACUGGCCAGUAAAGUCAACUGGAGGGAUGAUCCUAAAUUAAGGGACAUUGCAAUGGGACUAGAGAACAUUCCCAACUAAAGACCUGUAUGAACAUAGUUCUCCAAUGUAUGUAAUUUACCUGUAAAUGUGCUCACUGUUACCAUGUUCAGAGUAAUGCAUAUUUAAGCUUUUUAUAACGGCUCAGUUGAGAAUGUUUUAAAAGCACUCUGAAUAUAAGAUAAAUGAUAUUAGAUUAAAUAAAUUGCGUUUACCAAUGAAUUUACUUUUUAAAAUAAAAAAAUUCUGACUGAUCCUUCAAUAAAGGUUGAUAUACAACCACAUUCACCACCAGCUGUACUUCUGUAAUGCCAUGCACUUAGGUGAAACAGGAUAUUCAACAAGUAAAAA